AUGGCUACAUCGGAGCGCGGAAAGCUUUUUGUGUCCUCCGGAGUGGAAAUCAACCAUCCAGCGGUCGGUAGAGAAAGGACAGGAGGCUGUCGGCCCGAGGACGCCCAAAUCCGUAAAGAAUGGCGUGAGCUGACCCAAGAGGAACGACAGCAGUUUACCGACGCUGUUCGGUGCCUGCAGAGCAUUCCAACCACCCUGGCAGACGAUCUACGCCAGAUUUAUCCUGGAGUGCAGACCCGUUAUGACGAAUUUCUGGCUACACACAUUAAUCUCACCAGUGUUAUCCAUCAGACUGCGGACUUCCUUGCCUGGCAUCGCUACUUUAUCCACACGUUCGAGCAAGAUCUCAAAUCAAAAUGCCAAUACACCGGCUCCCUCCCUUACUGGGAUUGGGGUUUGGACGCAGAGAACCCUCACCUCUCUGUUCUGUUCAACGGAGACGAGUACAGCAUGGGAUCGAACGGUGCAUUCAUCCCGAACAGGGAUCCGGCUUACUGGCCCGCAAUCCAUGAGUACAUCCCCGUGGGCACGGGCGGAGGAUGUGUUUAUGAGGGUCCCUUUUCAAACUACACCAUCAACAUGGGUCCCAUUGAUGGCGCGGGCCAGAAAGCAGUGAAUUACCGCUUCGAGCAUCAUCCUCACUGUCUCAAACGAGACAUCAACCCAACUGUCACACGGGCGUCCGUGACCUUUCGUCACAUCACGGAGCUGAUCCUCUCAUACGACACCAUUGAGUGGUUCCAGGGCGUGAUGCAGAAAGACCCUCGAUUCUCUGUACCAUCUGUGCCGUACGGCGUUCAUCGCGGUGGUCACGUCGGGGUGGGUAUGGUCAUGGGCGACGCAGCUGGUAGUCCAGGUGAUCCGAUGUUUUAUCUGCAUCAUGCGCAGAUUGAUCGAGUAUGGACCAUCUGGCAGGGGUUGGAUCCAGACACGAGAAGACAUGCCAUCUGGGGCACGCAUACGAUCGUUGACACUCCCCCAACGGCGAAUAUGACGUUAGAUGAUAUGAUUGAUUUUGGAUUCGUGUCUGAGCCAGUCCAGUUCCGGGAUUUGAUGGAUACGCUUGAUGGGCCGUUUUGCUAUUAUUAUACUUGA
This is a messenger RNA of Aspergillus oryzae RIB40, 1095 nucleotides long. Its product is annotated as tyrosinase family protein. The transcript is spliced from 4 exons. NCBI's taxonomy places the organism in Eukaryota, Fungi, Ascomycota, Eurotiomycetes, Eurotiales, Aspergillaceae. The coding region runs from base 1 to 1095 and encodes 364 amino acids. The record is from RefSeq and is a predicted model, not a curated record. Gene Ontology annotation, molecular function: oxidoreductase activity.